UAGUCAAUAGAAAUUUAUUGCAUUUCACAAUAUUUUCUCAUUGACUAUCAACUCAACCAUAAAACAAUGUAGUUCAAAAUGAAGUAUAUUUUACAUUUAUUUAUUCUAAUUUUCUACAUAUCAAGAAUACAAUCUUCAAUAUAUACAGAUAUAAAGGAGAACGUAUUAUCAUUUCUGCAACGCGCUAUAGACCAGAAUGACGAAGAAGAAUAUAUCAAACCUAGAACGUAUCAAAGUGAGAAUAAAAGAUACUUUAACAUCCAAAGGGACUUAAAAGAUGCAAAAAUAGCCAAAGAUAAAGCUAAAGUAUUGAAAAAACUAAAAAAUCAAGAAGAGAACAUCAAAAUAAAACAUGAACUAGCUAUUCCUGAUCAUCAAGAAAUUAAAAUAGCUAAAGAACAUUAUCAUAUGGAUCCAGUGUUAAAUCUCUUUAAGCGUAGGUCUGACAAGGAUCUUAGGAGAAAGGCUGUGGACUCUGAUGAUUCAAGUUCGAGCUUAGAGUUGAAGCCAUGGAAAGAUGAGUGGAGGGAACAUUGGAUUCAGAAGAAAUUCGAAGCUGUUAAUGCGUCAGCGCACAGGGGAGAGACUGUAAAUAUGGUGGCCGCCAGACCAUGGGGCGUACCAUGUGGAGAUCCCAACCAACACGACAUGCCGUGGGGUACUUGCAUGCUACCGAUGGAAUGUGAACCAGAAUACCGUAUAUAUCGCGGCGAUUACUUUUGCGGUAGAACACAGUUCGUCUGCUGCGCAAUACAACAAAGCACUUAUGACAUGUACCAAGGCUUCGACGUGUCCUUCGCCGAUAGCAGCUUAUCCACUGAUUCCGACGAAAAGAAAAAUCGCGGUAAAGGCUCCAGAGAAAGAAGACAACAUAAGAAACGCAGGGACAAACGUAAACGGAGAAGAGAACGUCACAAACGUAAACGAAAUAUAAAAAGGAAUAUCAGAAAGAUCGUAAAGGAAAUAAGAAAGAUAUUAAGCAGAACCUACAGGAACGGAACAUCGGAAAGGAAAAGAAAGACGAGGCAGUUGAAAAGAUUUAUAAAGGAGUUAAAGAAACAGUACAGAAAAGAUAGACAAGCCGUGAAAGAUAUACACGAGACAGAAUUAAUAAAAGUAGAUGCGGCAUUGCAAAAAAGAUUGGACCACAUUAUGGAACUUAAUCACAAUUUCAUAAGGAAUUCUACGUUUAGAGAUAUUGUUGUGAAUGGUACAAUAACUAGACAAGGAGCUCGAAUGUUAGUGCAAGCGUAUCCGGAAUUGUCAAGUUACUUUAACAUGAGACGCCGCGGAAACGAGGAACGUCCAAGAGAUUAUCUCGAAUAUAAUGUAGAUUAUGGGAUGGUGUAUAAUUGAAUAAUAAAUAUUGACUACUAUUUCUUUUAA
Molecule: messenger RNA, 1386 nt
Organism: Manduca sexta (tobacco hornworm)
Lineage: Eukaryota; Metazoa; Arthropoda; Insecta; Lepidoptera; Sphingidae
Exons: 2
Coding region: 79-1356 (425 amino acids)
Source: RefSeq, a predicted model, not a curated record